AUGUCUUCUAAACCGAAAACGGUUUUAAGUGAAAAACUUGAACGCGUAACGAGUUCCCAAGCAUUUACCUGGUCACCGUUACCUGCGAAGAGAAAGUUGGCUUUUACCGAAAAAAAUCAGACUCAACCAUCGCAAAACAGCGGUAAUAAAGAGCCGUAUUAUCCAAACUGCGACUCUGAAAUCUGGCUAAGGUCUUGCAAGCAGGAAGUCACUGAACCUUUACAAGGUGAAACCAAAGGUAAAAUACCGACUUGGCUGAAUGGAACUUUGCUGAGAAAUGGUCCCGGAACCCUUCAAGCGGGUGAAAACGAGUUUCAACAUAUCUUUGAUGGCUCAGCUUUAUUGCAUCGGUUUGGAAUAAAUAAUGGCAACGUAACUUAUCAAUGCCGAUUUCUGCAAUCCGAAAUAUACAAGAAAACCUGCAACGCAAACCGCCUAAUAAUCACAGAAUUUGGAACCAAAGCAGUAACAGAUCCCUGCCAGAGCAUCUUUCAACGGAUUAGUACGAUGUUCAGUCUAAAUGCAUCGGCCUCGGAUAAUUCCUUGGUGUCGAUUUAUCCAUUCGGAGACCAAGUGUAUGCUUAUGGCGAAAUGCCUUUCAUCCACAAAAUCGAUUUGCAAAGCCUGGAAACCUUGGAUCGAGUUGAUUUACACGACCAAAUAAACAUAGUGAUCCACACUUCGCAUCCACAUAUUAUGGAAAAUUCCAGUGUGUACAACUUGGGAUUAUCACUACACGCAUCAGGGCCUUACCAUUCAGUCGUAUGCUUCCCAAAGACGCUGGAAGAUUCAGAUCAAUCAAUGUUCGAUAACGCCAAAAUCGUGGCUUCAAUACCCGCAAGAUGGCCUUUACAUCCUUCAUACAUGCAUACUUUUGGAAUAACAGACAAAUACUUUGUGAUAGUGGAGCAACCUUUAAGCUUAUCGAUCCCCGCAACUUUAGCUCUUAAAGUGCAAAACGAACCUCUCUCUGGGGCCUUCCGAUGGUACGGCAAUGAAUAUACCCAAGUCAAUGUGGUAUCGAGGAAGACUGGAGAGAUAGUGCGAACGUUUCAAGCAGAAACUUUUUUCUUUCUUCAUAUUAUCAAUCAAUAUGAAGACUCCGGUCAUGUUGUUAUAGAUGUAUGUGCUUACAGAGAUCCUUCAAUGCUCGACUGUAUGUACGUUGAAACUCUGAAGAAUAUGCAAUCAAACCCAGACUACGCAAAAAUGUUCAGAGGACGACCGAUUCGCUUCGUUCUGCCACUAAACCCGCAAUCUCAACAAAUCGCAGGCGAAUCCAAUUUAAUAACCUUGAGAAAUACUCAAGCUCUUGCAAUCUACCUACCAAAUGGCAAUAUUCAUGUUAAAGCAGAAAAACUCUGCAAUUUGGGUUGCGAAACCCCACGAAUUUACUAUGAAAGAUACUCAGGGCGAAAAUACCGAUAUUUCUACGCAAUCAGUUCAGAUGUAGACGCGGAAAAUCCAGGAGCGAUUAUCAAAGUAGACACAAAAGAAAAAACGUGCCGAACUUGGCAGCAAGAAAAUUGUUUCCCAGGAGAACCAAUCUUUGUCCCAUCGCCCCAAGCUAAGACUGAAGACGACGGACUUAUUCUAUCAAUUAUCUUGCGAGGACAUGGAGAAACCAAUCACGUGGGUCUUUUGAUCAUUGAUGCGCGAACUUUUGAGGAAAUUGGAAGAACUGAAUUCCAAACAGACAGUCCUGUUCCGAGAUGUUUACACGGUUGGUUUUUCCCGCGAAGCUAAAGCGGAUUGCAUGGACAUCCAUAGCUCAGGUUAAAUAAUACUAUUUCCUUUACGUUAUUGUUCUAAUAAAUUAAUAAAAUGUAUAAUUAACAACA
Dendroctonus ponderosae (mountain pine beetle) is the source of this 1841-nucleotide messenger RNA. RefSeq names its product carotenoid isomerooxygenase (gene ninaB). Gene Ontology annotation, biological process: carotene catabolic process; retinal metabolic process. Gene Ontology annotation, molecular function: carotenoid dioxygenase activity; beta-carotene 15,15'-dioxygenase activity. NCBI's taxonomy places the organism in Eukaryota, Metazoa, Arthropoda, Insecta, Coleoptera, Curculionidae. The transcript has 12 exons. The record is from RefSeq and is a predicted model, not a curated record. The coding region runs from base 1 to 1746 and encodes 581 amino acids.